This is a messenger RNA of Bufo bufo (common toad), 4117 nucleotides long. It is a transcript of the gene EVA1B, whose product is annotated as eva-1 homolog B. The record is from RefSeq and is a predicted model, not a curated record. NCBI's taxonomy places the organism in Eukaryota, Metazoa, Chordata, Amphibia, Anura, Bufonidae. The transcript has 3 exons. Bases 243 to 740 code for a protein of 165 amino acids.
GGAUUGAGUGUAAAAGCCAGCCUGCCCCCUCCAGCAAUACAUCACCGGGCUAGGCUCUGCCUGAAUGAGACUUGGAUCAUAAGACUGCAACCAGAAGAAAGUUUACACAGCGACUAUUCAUGAGAAAAAGCUGAACAAUAUCACACCGCACGGUAUGGAGCUACAAUAACUACUACCCAAGCAUCCGCUGCAACACUGCACAUUUGGAUGAGACGCCAUCUUCAUAGAUUCUUGAACUUUGGAUGAUGAAUACUCACAAGAAGGAGAUGGAGUUUCUAAGUAACAGCAUAGCAGCGUAUGCUCAUAUUAGAGAAAACCCGGAGUCAUUUGGGCUUUACUUUGUUCUUGGGGUUUGUUUCGGGCUAAUUUUAACGCUCUGUAUGCUGGUCAUCCGUAUUUCUUGCAAACCACGGACUCCCAAUCUUCCUCCGAAACCCAAGAAAACUCCUCCAAAAGACUGUAUUAAAGAGCCCCUGUCUAUGACAAGGGAUGAGGAGGAUCCAGAAAGCGACGACAAUGAGGACACUUUUAUUUUGACUCCUGUGACAGAUACCUCACUAGGAAGCCAGCCGCCUCUGGAUGGUACACUGACAGUGAAUGUAUUCACAUCAGCAGAAGAGCUGGAGAGGGCCCAAAGACUUGAGGAACGUGAGAGGAUAAUUCGAGAGAUAUGGCGAAAUGGGCAGCCUGAUAUUCUGGGUACAGGGACUGGCACCAUAGGUCGUGUGCAUUACUAUUAGUGGUGAUGUGGAAAAACUCCAUAAAUUACAAGCUGGUGCUGUUCCUCAAACUAAAUGGCAACUAACCUCCCAGGAUUAAAAGGACAGAGAUCGUUCAGAUAUCCUGCUGAUGCUGGCACCCAGGAUCAUAUAACUAUAUGAUAGUGUAUUAGUAUUAUAGUAGCUGAAUAGCUGGAGAAACCUGGUAACGGUGCCAAUGGUUGAUGUCCCACAGUGGGCAAAAACUAUAUGGAGUGACAUUAAUCUGAAGUGGAGUGACUUACUUUAGUGGACACAGAGCCAAUAGCUGGACACUCGCUAAUCAUUGGUGCCAGUGUCUGUAUCCAUUGUGUAUGUAUUCCUGAAAAGACAUGGGCAGUUUCUAACUUUAAUACUGGGUCAUCAGUAUCUGAUCAGUUGGGGGUCAGAUACCCAGGAUACCCACAGAUCAGUUGUUUGAGAAGGCACCAGUACUCCUGUGAGCGCCGUGGCCUUCUCCCUGCUCACCAAGCACAGUGCCGCAUAUUAUAUAGUGGCUGUGCUUGGUAUCGUCCUGAGCCACAUUCACUUCUAUGGAGCUGAGCUGUGUCUAGGCCACGUGACCGAUGAAAGUGUUGUCACUGGCCAAGGAAAAGCUGAGAGAAGGCCACGGCCCAGAAGAUAGGUCAUCAGUAUUAAAGGCUCGGAAAACCCCUUUAACUUUUGAGAUGACUAUCAUAUAUUUGUCUUACUUUCAUGAAAGAUCUAGAAGCUCAGGAUUUGUGUAACCCAAACCCAGGGUUAUAACAUGUUACUUCCACAUGAGGGCACACUCAUGAGUUUAUACUACAGUCUAUACAUUCUUUAUCAUACGAUCAAAGUAUGGCGAGGUCUCUAUUAAAAGUCCAAGCUAGGUGCAAUAUGUAGAUAUACUCGCAGGUACGCAGCAUGCAUUAUAAAGUGAAUGCUAUUGGGGGAUUCAGCUUAUGAUACCUAUUGACCCAUGUAUGUAAAGAGCACAUGAAAAUAUAGCUCUAGGUUUAUAACUUGGAUGUAAUUUAUGGCUCUAGAUGAGGUUCAGCAUUGCAUUGGGAUUAACUGCAUACAUGCUGGAUUUGCAGGGAUGGAUAUAACCACAUUUCGAUGGUGAUCAGAUGCCUUAUAUGUACAUAUCUGCUCCCUGCUUAGCAGUCUACUGCAGGCCUGCUGCUGCUCAAGGGUUAAGAAGUCUGCAAUUUAUUACAGGACUUUCUGGCCUCUUGCUUUGAAAACAUCUGUUUUUCUUCUCGUUCCCCCACAGUGUGGGAACUUUGGUGCUUUAAGUUUCAUUCCUGAAUCUUCCCCCGAGGUUAAAAGAACAUUCCACAUUAACAGUAAAUACUGCCGCAAGGGGAAAGACAGGAAGUGAUGUUACUUUUCUUUUGUGCUGAUGUAUCUUAUUUUUGUACAAGUCAACACAAUAUUAGAUUUGCAUAUGUAGCUUUAGAUGUGCAUGUAUGGCAGUGUGACAUGUGUGCAUUUUUUUCCCCAUGUAAAUAUUAUAAAGCAAGACUGGGUUUAAAAUAAAGCCAAGAUGUGCAAAUCAUCUUAGAUAGUCAUUGCAUAGGUUGAACCAGGGAUGCCCAACCUGCGGCCCUCCAUCUGUUGCAAAACUGCAACUCCCAGCAUGUUUGGACAGCCUACAACUGUCGGUUUACAGCAGGGCAUUGUGGGAGUUGUAGUUUUUGCAACAGCUGGAGGGCCGCAGGUUGCGUUAAACUAUAUAAAGCAAGUCCACAGAUUGAAGAUCACAAAAUCGAUGCUACCAUUGUACGUAGAAUCGCCCCAUAAUGAAAUCAAGCUCAUCCUUUGACAGACUGCCGUUUCAGCAUAUAAGAAUUCUGGUCCUGGUCUAUAUGCUGACUACUGUCUCACUAGGCAGAAGUCAUUGUGAAUAUUGUGGUCCAAUCUUGUGCACUGUAGCUCCACAUGGCUUUAUGCUACCGCUGGCCUUUAAAGCUUGUUAUAAUGGAACACAUGAUUGCAGAGGACAUAAAAAAUUAGUAAGAGGCCAUGGCCUAACAAGGUAACGUUCCAGUGUUGAUGAGCUAUGAAGAUGUUGGAGGCAUGUCUUGAGCAGAGUUGGAAGUUAGGGGCCUUGAUGCAAUAUUAACCUGUCUCCACUUGCAGCACAACCUUUCUGUAACUUUUAGAAGUAUAAUUACUCCUAAAUAACUGCCUUCUAUUACUCAAACCAUCCCAUGUGAAUACUCUAGUCGCUUCCUUCUCUCCAGCUGUCAAUGACCUCUCAUAUUGUGACCAUGUUUUCUAUACUGUACAUGUAAUAGACACAUGGGGAAAGUUAUUGAUUAUGGUUAUUGAUUAUUGAUAUUAUUAUUAUUUAUCUAGCUAAAAUGGUUGCAAAAUUUUUUGGACAUCAUAUUUGUUCUAAAAUUUGCAACUUUUCCCCCAACUUGACUCUCUAAGCAAGACAGGGUGGGACCAGAAACAUUCUGACAUAUUUAUCAAUUCUAAAGGCAGAACAUGGUAGACACUUAAAGAGGUUCACCAGGAAUAAUUUAAAUGGCUGCAAGCAACCUGUCCUAGAAUCUGAGCAGGACUGGUUCCCUUGGGGGGGAGGGGGCAGGGACUCAUUACACAGUGCGCUCUUACACUGACAUACCUACACAUUGGUGAACAUUCCUGUCAGGCUGCUCAGCCAUGAUGGCAUAUCGUAGGCAGUAUCACAUCAUUACCAUCUAUUGUAGAGCAGUGUAGUGAUGCCACACUGCGUCACCAUCUCCCCAGGCAGCUCUGCAGGUCGUGGUAGCCAUUCCUGCUCACAUUCUAGGACAGGUUGCUGGUGGCCAUUUUAAGUCAUUCCUGAAGAACCCAUUGCUUGGUUAUUGCACACACUGCUAGGUACCACGGGAAUAAGAGGGGCAGAUUAAAAAAAACAACUAUAAAGUUACGCUAGGCUGAGAGAGAAGUGAAGAGAUAUUGUAUGCUGAUGCCUAUUAUCAUCAUGAGCUGUGAAUGUGUGAGGGGAAAGCAUACAGUAUAUGUUAAUGUGCUAAGUGAGGAACGGUAUGUGAAAAGAAUGUGUCUUUGCUUGGAGUGCGAAAAUUUUGAUGAAUCUGGUUGGACAGUAUUGAUGGUAUGUUGUGUAUAUUAGCUAUGUGCAAAGGCAAAUUUGUAUUUAUGUUCAUGUGAUGUGACUAAUGGGGAGAUGAAUGAUGGUGCAUGUCUUCUUCUGGUCAGUAUACUGCAAUGGAAAGGGGUUCCUAGUAUUGUAUAAUUUCUUAUAAAUUUAGUCCAUUGAAAAUAAUUAUGAAAAAUUGACACUUUAUACGUAGUAUUUUAUGAAGUCUGAUUAUAAAUUUAAUGCCAUAGUCCUAUUUUACAUAUGCUGGAAAUUCUAUUAAAAUGUUCUCAAACUA